CAUAAGUCAUUAAUUCAAAAAUGUAAAUAUUAAAUUUAGAAGAUGUUGAAAUCAAUGAAAUCGCUUAUAAAAUAUGAGAAAGUUAUCAGAACGGGUAUUCGUUUACUUCAUGAAAAAACAGAACUUCAAACUACUGACAAACCAGCGGUGAACUUGCAUACAGUGAAUAAACUGAGUUUAGAAGAAGCAAUAAAAAGUUUGGAUGAAGAGCAGCCUAAGUCAGUUUUAGAAGAAUGUAAAGAAGAUCUUUCUCAUGUAGCCCCCUAUUUGAAACCUUCAUUCAACUUUGCUGCAUAUGUGAAUAAUUCAGAAACACUACAAGAGCUUCUCAAGUUGGGAGUCAAUUUAUACGAAAUUGAGAAAAUAAGAGAUGCACCUGCCUAUAUUACUUCAUUAAAAUUCGAAGAUGAUAUUAAAGAACAUGUUAUAUUCUUGCAUAACUUAGGUCUUUCAAUUGAUCAAAUUGGAAAUUUCAUAACAAAAAAUCCUUUUAUCUUCAAAGAGGAUUUGGAUAAUUUGAAAACUCGUAUUGCCUAUUUAAAAUUCAAAAAAUUCAGCGAUGAGAGUAUUACGAGAAUAAUUAGUUUGAAUCCUUCAUGGCUUCAGUUCAGCACCCAAGAAAUAGACGAUAAACUAGGAUUUUUGCAGAACAUGUUCCAUCUAACUGGCAAUGAAGUUAGAAAAGUUGUAACUAAGCAACCAAAACUGAUAUCAUGUAGUGAUAAUCUGCUGAAAGUGAAUAUAUUUGCAAUAAAGGAAGAAAUGGGUUUCAAUGAUCAUGAAAUGAAAAUAAUGUUCAUAGAUAAACCGAAAAUAUUCAUGAAGAGACAUGAAAAUAUUCUUAAAACAUUUGAAUAUCUCCAAAACACUAUGGGAGUAACACAUGAUGAUAUAGUUAAAUGCCCACAGAUUUUAACAUAUAGGGAGCACAAGUUGAAAGAAAGAUACAUGUUUUUGAAGAAAUUGAAUAGAGUACAAUUUGAUCCUAAAAAACCCAAUUACACAUCAUUGAUUAUGUUAGUUUCACAAUCUGACGCCGACUUUGCUGUAGAAGUUGCUAAAAGUUCAAUACAGGCUUAUAAUGAGUUUCUGAAGACAUUGUGAUGGAUUUAAGAAGCAAUAAUAGUAGAAGUAAUAGGUAAAA
This is a messenger RNA of Coccinella septempunctata (seven-spotted ladybird), 1144 nucleotides long. RefSeq names its product transcription termination factor 3, mitochondrial (gene mTerf3). The record is from RefSeq and is a predicted model, not a curated record. The transcript has 3 exons. Gene Ontology annotation, biological process: mitochondrial ribosome assembly; regulation of DNA-templated transcription. Bases 43 to 1104 code for a protein of 353 amino acids. Gene Ontology annotation, cellular component: mitochondrion. NCBI's taxonomy places the organism in Eukaryota, Metazoa, Arthropoda, Insecta, Coleoptera, Coccinellidae. Gene Ontology annotation, molecular function: double-stranded DNA binding.